AUGGCUAUGACACCUACCGUAUUAGAACGUGUUCGUGAAAAAAUGAAAGAACGUAAUUUGUCCGAAGAAGAAUUAUUAAUUCUUAUGAAAGCUAAAGAAAAAAUGAAUACGCAUAUGAGAUUUGGAGCUAUUGCUGGAUUGAUUUCGGGUGGAAUUUUUGCUAGAGUAUUCAAAUAUAAACCUAUUGGAAUCAUUGCAUUAUGCUCUGGAGCAUCCGUUAUGGGUGGUCAAAUUGGACUAAUUUCUGGUGGAAUAGCUGGCAUUAGAACAUUACAAAGUACUCCAAAUGCAAAUCGUAUCUUAGAAUUACUUAGAGAUGUACAAAAUGAAGUAGUUCAUGCACGUUUUCCAUCACAACAAAGAGGGCGAGCACCAAGGGAAAUUUUGGAACCUAAAAAUAAUAAUGAUGAUGAUCCAUCGUCAUCUCAAAAAUCCUAUAAUGAUAAUGAAAGAGAUUAUUCUACGACGACGACUGGUGAUGAUGUGAUGAAUAGAGAUAUUAAUACCAAUAAUAACGAUCGAUCACAAAGUACUCAAACAAAAUCUGCUUGGGAUAAAGUUCGUGAAAAGGCUAUAACUGAGAAAAGACAACAACAAAAUCAAAGAAGACAGCAACAACCACCAGGAAGUAAUACAAGUGAUAAUUUAUAUUCCAUUGGAUCUCGGAGUAAUAAUAGCGAAUAUGAUGAAGGAAUGGAUGGAAUAGAUGAUGGUGAUCGUUAUUCAACAACAAGUAAUAUUGCCACCUCAUUUGAUCUUCCAAGGACAAGAGAAGAAUAUGAAGAAUUUGAUCGUAGUGGUAAAAUUAGAACUAAUCAAUUCGAUUCAUUUCCGAUCGAAACGAGUACGUCUUAUGAUAUCUCUGAUCCAAGUGACUUUCCUCAAACCGGCCUUCAAUCACUUGAUUUAUUUUCCCGUUGUCCGAUAUGUAAAGAAUUCUUUAAUACUCCAAUGAUCUCCGAAUGCGGGCAUACCUAUUGUUCAUUAUGUAUAAGACGUAGUUUGGCUACGGAUCAAGUUUGUCCUAUAUGUCGAGUUAAUUUAUCCGAAUCACAGCAAACCUUAUUACGAGGUGCCCUGGAAGAUGAAAGGAUAAAUUCACCUAACAAGAAAUCUUCCAACAAGGAAUCUUCUAACAAUGAAUCUAACUAUGAAUCGAAUAACAAUAAGAUAAAUUUGUCAAGUGAUAAAGCUAAUAUAGAGAAGGGUGAAAAAUAUUAUGUAAAGGGUGAAAAUGAAGAUGUGAAAGCUGAUGAAAAAAAGAUUGAAAAUGAAGAAAAUGAUCCUCGAAAUGAUCAAAGUGAUAAUAAAUUAGAAAAAGUUAUUAUUAAUCAACAAGAAAAAGAAGAAAUUAAAGAAAAAAUCAAAGUAAAACUUAUGCAAACACCAGAAUCAACUCCGGAAAAUUCAUAG
Molecule: messenger RNA, 1413 nt
Organism: Diversispora eburnea
Lineage: Eukaryota; Fungi; Glomeromycota; Glomeromycetes; Diversisporales; Diversisporaceae
Source: the annotation of a GenBank genome assembly